Messenger RNA from Dipodomys ordii (Ord's kangaroo rat), 626 nucleotides. Its product is annotated as ubiquitin carboxyl-terminal hydrolase 7-like. NCBI's taxonomy places the organism in Eukaryota, Metazoa, Chordata, Mammalia, Rodentia, Heteromyidae. The record is from RefSeq and is a predicted model, not a curated record. Gene Ontology annotation, cellular component: nucleus; cytosol. The transcript is spliced from 5 exons. The annotation marks the transcript as partial. Gene Ontology annotation, biological process: protein deubiquitination; regulation of protein stability. Gene Ontology annotation, molecular function: cysteine-type deubiquitinase activity; cysteine-type endopeptidase activity.
UAUUUGAAUCAUUUGUGGAUUAUGUGGCAGUGGAACAGCUGGAUGGUGACAACAAGUACGAUGCCGGGGAGCAUGGCCUGCAGGAAGCAGAGAAAGGUGUGAAAUUCCUAACGUUGCCACCAGUGCUACAUCUGCAGCUGAUGAGAUUUAUGUACGACCCUCAGACGGACCAAAAUAUCAAGAUCAACGAUAGGUUUGAGUUUCCAGAGCAGUUACCACUCGAUGAGUUUUUGCAGAAGACAGACCCCAAGGACCCUGCGAAUUACAUCCUGCAUGCCGUCCUGGUUCACAGUGGAGACAACCAUGGCGGACACUAUGUGGUUUAUCUAAACCCCAAGGGGGACGGCAAAUGGUGCAAGUUUGAUGAUGAUGUGGUCUCCAGGUGUACUAAGGAAGAGGCGAUCGAGCACAAUUACGGGGGUCAUGACGAUGACCUCUCUGUGCGACACUGCACUAAUGCCUAUAUGUUAGUGUAUAUCAGGGAAUCAAAGCUAAGUGAAGUUUUACAAGCUGUCACAGACCAUGAUAUUCCUCAGCAGUUGGUGGAACGAUUGCAAGAAGAGAAAAGGAUCGAGGCUCAGAAGCGGAAGGAACGGCAGGAGGCCCAUCUCUACAUGCAAGUGCAG